This is a messenger RNA of Fundulus heteroclitus (mummichog), 2905 nucleotides long. RefSeq names its product RCC1 and BTB domain-containing protein 1. The coding region runs from base 286 to 1881 and encodes 531 amino acids. Lineage: Eukaryota; Metazoa; Chordata; Actinopteri; Cyprinodontiformes; Fundulidae. The record is from RefSeq and is a predicted model, not a curated record. Gene Ontology annotation, molecular function: protein binding. The transcript has 13 exons.
GAUUUUAUUCGCUGAACUUUUUAGUGCUCUUGUAGUCUGUGUAGAAUGGGUUUUAUGUUUAAAUACGCGUUGCUGAAACGGAGUUGAUCUACUAUGAGCUGCUUAAAGCCUUGUCGUUGUUAAAGGAAUGCUCCUCUACCUCCCAACUUCCUCCCAUCCCCUAAUAAACACCCACUUCCACCAUUUCCCUCUGCUGCACCAUUACUGACUUGUCCUGCUCCUCCUCCUCAUCAUCGUCAUCAUCAUCAUCAUCAUCAUUGCGGAGAGCCAGAACAAGCCGCGGCUAUGGUUGAUGUCACUAAAUGGCCCUUGUUCUCACUGCUGAGCAGCGAGGAGCGAGCCACGGUCCGGCAGGCCUGUGUCUUUGGAACAUCGGCCAACGAAGCUAUCUACGUUACUCAUGCGAAUGAGGUAUAUGCAUUUGGUCUAAAUUGCAGUGGCUGCCUUGGUACAGGUGACAGUGUGAGCACUAUCGUGCCAAAGAAACUGGACUUCCUGCGAGGAAAGAAGAUUGUCAGCCUCAGCUACGGCAGCGGACCCCACGUCCUGUUAGCUACAGAAGACGGACAGCUGUAUGCUUGGGGGCAUAAUGGCUACAGCCAGCUGGGGAACGGCACCACCAACCCGGGACUUUCACCCACCGCCAUCGCGGCUAACCUGCAGAACAAGAAAGUGACAGAGGUGGCAUGUGGCUCGCAUCACUCAAUGGCUCUCACGCACGAUGGAGAUGUGUUUGCAUGGGGUUAUAAUAACUGUGGCCAGGUGGGUUCAGGCUCCACAGCCAACCAGCCCUACCCAAGGAAAGUCUGUGGCUGCCUGCAGGGGAAGACUGCCGUGGGCAUCACCUGUGGACAAACGUCCUCCAUGGCUCUGGUCGACAACGGAGAGGUUUACGUUUGGGGCUACAAUGGGAACGGCCAGCUGGGAGUUGGCAACAAUGGCAAUCAGCUGUCUCCUUGCCGCCUUACUACGCUCCCGGGGCUUUGCAUUCAACAGGUUGUAUCAGGAUACGGACACUGCUUGGCCCUAACAGACGAAGGACUACUGUAUGCCUGGGGAGCAAAUACUUACGGUCAACUAGGAACAGGCAAUAAAAACAACCAGCUCAGUCCUGUCCAAAUCAUGGCCGACAAAGAGAGGGUUGUGGAGAUCGCAGCAUGCCACUCAACUCAUACUUCAGCAGCCAAGACUCAAAGCGGCAAGGUGUACAUGUGGGGUCAGUGUCGAGGCCAGUUGAUCUCCCUGCCCCACCUCACGCACUUCAGCAGCACAGACGACGUGUUCGCCUGCUUCGCUACGCCCUCUGUGAUGUGGCGCCUCGUGUCUAUGGACCACGAUGACGUCAUGACUGUCUCCGAGGCUCUCAGGAAAGAGUUUGACAGUCCAGAAACCGCCGACCUCAAGUUCAGCGUUGAUGGGAAAUGCAUCCAUGUCCACAAAGCCGUCCUGAAGAUCAGGUGUGAGCAUUUCCGCUCAAUGUUUCGCUCCCAGUGGACAGAGGACCAGCAGGAGGUGAUAGAGAUCGGCCAGUUCUCGUACCCCGUCUACAGAUCCUUCCUGCAGUUUCUCUACACGGAUACGGUUGACCUGCCACCCGAGGACGCCAUCGGCUUGUUGGAUCUGGCCACAUCUUACUGUGAAAACCACCUGAAACGUCUGUGUCAGCAGAUAAUCAAGAGGGGAAUCACUGUAGAAAAUGCCUUCACCCUGCUGUCUGCAGCCAUUCGAUACGAUGCAGAGGAUCUUGAAGAAUUUUGCUUUAAGUUUUGUGUAAACCAUCUGACUCAGGUGACUCAGACUCCAGCUUUCUGGCAAGUAGACGGAGCUAUGCUCAAAGAGUUUAUCAGCCGAGCCAGCCGCUGCGGAGCCUUCAAAAACUGAGCGUUGCUCUUGCUUUCCUACAUUUUUUUUUUUUCCCAAGCAAGUGUGCUGCAGGUUCAGCAGAGGAAUCCUUUCCAGCUCGAGAAAUGAUCAGAUUUCUACUGAUCCAAUGGAAUAAGUCUACUAACAUGUUGCACACAGUAUUGAGUUGUAUGUUAUCUAUGGGUUUUUAAUUCAGCACUUUGGCCAAUUCCUGUGGAGUCAUUCUGAAUGCUCAUGAAUAUGAAUAUUCACACGCUAGAUGAGUUCUUUAAUACAAUUUUCUCAUCUGGUUCCUACAUUCCACUUUAGUUAACUGCACCAUGCACACGAAGAGCCGAAAAGCAGGAAUGAACCUACGCUGGAGUAGGCUAGUUGCACUGUUUCUGCAUCUCAUCUUCUGUGUUGCAUCGCAAGCUCUGGGCUAAACCACACCUGAAGUUUUAAAUUAUAACACAAUCUUUUCAAGUCAUUUAGAUUAUACUAUAGGUCAUUUAGUUGAUGCAGUUAUUUAAAGAUCGUUUAGGUUCACAACAACUGUUUUUGUAUUUUGGCCUUUUUAUUAGGUUUGCCAUUUGCUCUGUGGCACUUAAGUUUACUUAUUAAGUCAAACUAGCUUUUAAAAGAGAUUUGAGAGCAUAUUUAAGGAUGUUUGCACUAGAAUCUUUGCUAAACUCGAGCACUGUUACAAUAUUACUAGGUCGCUUGUUCCGCUAAUGUAAACAUUUCAGAAUGGAUUUAAAGCAGUCUUUGAGAAACAACUUAAUGCUUAGGUUUAUUGCUGUAUUCAUUUGUAACGUUGCCGAACUGGAACAAGCAAAGAGCUAAAUAGAUGAGGUAUUGUGCUUCAUGUUCUGCUGAUUUUAUUUUAAAAGUCUAUGGAAAUGCAAUGCCCUAAAACAGCAUAAAACCUUAAAAGGUAAAGCAAUGUAUAAGUUUCAAAUGAUUUUUUUUCCCCUUCUGUUUUACGUUUGUUUGUCUUUCUGUUUAUUAUCCGGUUACCAAAGACUGAAUCUGAUUCCUGCUGCAUGGGUGUGCUUGAUUU